Molecule: messenger RNA, 420 nt
Organism: Brugia pahangi
Lineage: Eukaryota; Metazoa; Nematoda; Chromadorea; Rhabditida; Onchocercidae
Source: the annotation of a GenBank genome assembly
AUGAAAUCGAAAUCUGCCUUUAUUAUGACUGUAAACGUGGGCACGUGGGCCUCGAGUGUUAUUCCUGACGUCCCUACUGGUGGUUUAUUUAAUGACGAACAUAUUCACUCCUUGGAAAGUUUUGUUAAUGAAGUUUCAUCCGAUUGGUGUUGUCAUUUGGUAGAGGGCAAUACGUUAGCAAUAUUUCUACCUUUUGAUCAGCGUACAUGGAACUUAUCAAAAGGUGCAUUUGUUUCGUUAUUAGAAUUUUGUGAAGACAAUUUACCAGUGAAACGUAUUUUACUCUGCCUAAACAAAACCAGCGUCGAUGAAACGGUCGCAUCUUGCUUCAAGUAUCUGGGCUUCAAUCCUCUUCAUCCUCAUUCUUAUCCCUCUUGUAUUGACCCUCAAGGAGUAUUUGCAAUGGUUUACAAUAUAUAA